Amblyraja radiata (thorny skate) is the source of this 629-nucleotide messenger RNA. It is a transcript of the gene hoatz, whose product is annotated as HOATZ cilia and flagella associated protein. Lineage: Eukaryota; Metazoa; Chordata; Chondrichthyes; Rajiformes; Rajidae. Gene Ontology annotation, biological process: cilium assembly. The transcript is spliced from 5 exons. Bases 8 to 586 code for a protein of 192 amino acids. The record is from RefSeq and is a predicted model, not a curated record.
GGUUGCCAUGGUGAGGAGCGACUGCGCGCCCCCGGGUUGCCAUGGUGAGGAGCGGCCGCGCGCGCCCCCGGGUUGCCAUGGUGAGGAGCGGCGGCGAGCGAUGGCCGAGGUUCAGCUGCCGGCCGAUGCCGGGCCCAAGCUGGAGCUGGAGCCGGAGCUGGAGCCGGGGGCCGAGGCCGAGGCCGACUCUCGCUCCCUCUACACCGUGUUCGCCGGGUCCUCGCCGGAGGACGUUGCCUACGCCAAAGUGUUCUGGAGCUCGCUGUCGCUGCAGCCGCCACUCGAGUCCCGUCUGGUGUCUGGAGACAUCAAGCAGCGGCUGAAGGCGGCGCCGCCCGCAGGGUGCAAGCCCUCCAAAGAUCAAUGUUGUCACUGUCAUCCGAGUGAGGCAGACAUCAAAUCCAAGCAGCUACUGAUUGAAGCCUACAUGCAUGAGAAAGAAGAUGAAAAAGCAAGAUAUUUGGAGAAAGCACAGAAACGAAUAGAGAUCUUGGAUUUAAUCAAGAAACAAAAGGAGGAAAGAAUAAAGAAAGAACUAGUGGCUCUUCCAUACAAACCAAAGAAAAUCAUGCAAUCGCAACCGUAAGUGUAUAUUGAUGUUACAAUAAAUAAACAUUUAAUUGAUUUAA